Diaporthe amygdali is the source of this 216-nucleotide messenger RNA. RefSeq lists its product as uncharacterized. The transcript is spliced from 2 exons. The coding region runs from base 1 to 216 and encodes 71 amino acids. NCBI's taxonomy places the organism in Eukaryota, Fungi, Ascomycota, Sordariomycetes, Diaporthales, Diaporthaceae. The record is from RefSeq and is a predicted model, not a curated record.
AUGAGCCGUUGGGGAAUGUGCCUUUUCCAAGGCGACCAAGACCAAGACAUCCGCGGCGAAAUCGAAGAUGCCAUGGGCCUCGUCAAGCCUGAUGACGAAGACUACGACCCUGACAAGGAGCUGCAGUCCACAGCCUUCUGCAAGAAAUGGACGCCGGCCUCUGUGACAAGCUCUUCAGAGACUUUCGUGCUAAGGGAAAGGGUAUUCUUUCCUUGA